Molecule: messenger RNA, 2744 nt
Organism: Cheilinus undulatus (humphead wrasse)
Lineage: Eukaryota; Metazoa; Chordata; Actinopteri; Labriformes; Labridae
Product: glutathione S-transferase A4-like
Exons: 6
Coding region: 1-654 (217 amino acids)
Biological process (GO): glutathione metabolic process
Molecular function (GO): glutathione transferase activity
Source: RefSeq, a predicted model, not a curated record
AUGGCUGAUGUUGUUCUAUACUACGUUAAUGGGAGGGGAAGAAUGGAGUCAAUCUGCUGGCUUCUGGCAGUUGCAGAGGUUGAUUUCGAUGAGGUUUUCCUGGAGAAUAAUGAACAAUAUCAAAAACUCAUAAAUGAUGGAGGUCUCAUGUUUCAGCAACUUCCCUUGGUGAAGAUAGAUGGCAUGAAUCUUGUUCAAACAAAGGCCAUCCUGAAUUAUAUCGCAGAGAAGUACAAUCUACAUGGAAAUGACCCGAAAGAGCGUGUCAUGAUCAACAUGUACUCAGAGGGAGUGAUGGAUCUGAUGGAAAAGAUCAUGAUGCUGCCCUUCACUGGAGAGUCUCCAGAGAAACUGGAGGCAAUUAAAGCAGGAGCAAAAGGACGCUACCUCCCUGUGUAUGAGAAGGCGUUGGAUAAAUCGGGUUACCUGGUGGGAGAUAAACUGAGCAGGGCAGAUGUGCUUCUGCUUGAAUGCUCACUGAUGCUGGAGGAGAAAUUUCCUGAGAUCCUCUGUGAUUUUCCCAACAUCAAGUCUUUCCAGGGGAGGAUGUGCAAUAUUCCUUGCAUCCAAAAGUUUCUGCAACCAGGCAGCAAGAGGAAGCUGCCACCAGAUGAAGCCUACAUGAAAAUGGUCAGGAAGGUGUUCAAUUUCUAAGCUGUGUUCACACUCCAGGCCAAGAUGAUCUGAUUCUGAUUCUUUUGCUUCUAUAAGACUCAUACUUUGUUUAGACUUUGCAUCAACACAGAUUUUUAUCCGUUUUGGCCAUUUAGAUACAGAGUAGUAAUCCUCAACAGAAGGUGUGAAUGCACCUCAAUGGCUCCUGAAGACAAUUUGAUAUCAAAUAAUUCAGACUGCAUACAAAAGGGGUCUGAGAGGCUCUCAUUAAGACUGGAUCAGUGGUGUAAGUGCUAGGCAAACCAGCAGGCCUCAAAGACUGCCAAGUCAACUGAUAGAAUCUGUGAUUUUAGCAGCUGACAGGAUUGAAGCGCUUAAUAUUCUUUCAAAAAGCCCCAAACUUUGGGUAAAUUUAAAUCUCUGUGCCAUUUAUAGUCUGCCUUCCCCUGGCUGAACUCCAGCAAAUCAAUGGAAAUUUGAUAAAUGAUUGAUAAAUUAUGCUGAAUUAUGAUGUUUUUAGCUGGAACUAUCAUUCUAAUGCAGAUGAUGUGCAGAUUUUGGGAGAUUUUAAGUCCAUAUGUGUAUUUUAAUGACUUAAAAUAGUGCUUUAUGCUGAUCUAUGAUAACAUUUACAAGAGAAUAUUACCUCAGUAACCUGGUACGCCAGACAGAUGUUUUCACAUAUCCAUGGCAACAAACAGGUUAGCAAAAGGUUAUGCCCCUGGACCAACCUGAAUUUGGGUGCAACAGGUUUUAGAGAUCCAGAUCAUCAUCAGUUCAACUCUGACUUUUUUAAACUGUCUCUCAGACUGGUGCCAGCCCUCACUGUUCAUGUAAAAGAGCUGUCUCUGUAAACCAGUUUGUCUGCAAAUGUCAAACCACAGCAGCUGGUAAUUGGUCAUCUUGAAUUGAGCUGUCAUUUCAGCCUUACCAGUACAUUACUUUGCUGAAUAGGUCAUUACUGGUUCCUUUGAAAUCACGUCUAUAACAACAAUAGAGGGACAAAGCAGUUAAAAAGGCACAGCUAGCCUGGUAGUCACUGAUGUAUUGUUAACUCUUAGUGUGGACACCUGCAGUCAUAAUGGCAUCUAGAUGCCAAAAACGGACGUUUGAUGCAAGUAUAAAUGACCCCUCAGCUCAAGUCACACUGGCUCUCAGAUUUGGGCCACUUUCCUUUAUGGAUCAAUGAUGUUUGACGCAGCAGUCUGACUGAGUGAUGUAAAGUGACCAAUAAAAAAAGAAUUGAUCAGCCAACGCUUUAUUAUUUUGAACUCUGUCAAAGAUGUGGUUCAUUCCUCUCUGUACUCUGUCGAUGGAUUGGUGAAAACCGAUGCUUUCACCAUUUGAAUGUUUUUCUUUCUUUGUGUUUUUGGGAAAAUCCCAUUUAUUUACCUGAUCAACGUCCCCCAUCUUCCAUCAUAAUGUGAAUGCAUUCUGAAACUUGGUGGAUUAUCUGUGCACUAGAUUAAUGUGUUUAUUCUAGGGUUGUUAACAUUAACGCGCUAACUUUUGUGACUAAUCUCGAAAGCUCAGCGCUUCACAAAUAAUAAUAGCGCAGUUUAAUCAUGACUAACUUUGACCACAACUUGCUCCUGUAGUCCUCCAGCACAGAUGUUUACGUGCCUGGGGGUGAAGAGGUGAGAGGGUCAGACACAGCCAGCAGUGAUGAGCGAGGAGACAGACCCAGGUCAGCUUAAUGGCAAUUCUCUUUUUAAAAAGCUGGUGAAUGUUAGUGAAGAUCAAAACAAAAUUGUGGGUACAUGCUGCAGUGAUGAUCUGUCUUUGCACCGAGGCACAACAAGUCUUAAGUUCCACCUUUGGGCAAAGCAUAUUUUUGCUAAUGUUAACAAAGAUGCUAACAACAACACGGGAUCAAGCCACGGUCACACCACUCUGUUCAGCUGCUUUGGGACAGUUUUCUUCUUCAGUUGCACAGAUAAAUGCUGAAAAUUGCUCCAAAACUUUGAGCAAGUCCUGUUUGUUAACAAUAUUAAUCCAGUGUAGAAAUCCGCCAUGGAAUUGGCAAAAUUUAAGUUAGUUAGCGAACUUUAUGAGCUGAAGAAGGAAAAUAUGAUGCGUUCAGGUAAUCUCAGGAAAUUAGACUGUAUUCUCUGUUAUGUGUUCAAAUG